AUGGAUAGACACUCACACUUAGAUUCCACACCUGUCUCGCACCAGCUUCCCUUUCCGUUCAACAUAGCAUCGCGAAUCUGGCGCCGAUUAUGGAAUGGGAUCAUAUCUUGUCAGAAUGACUCACCCACAUCUGGCCCUAGAAGACCUCUGACACCCUCUCCGUCCCCUUCCGAUGAAGAAACACCAAGUUCCUCGCCCAGCUGCCGACCAGUUCCCUACGACCAUGUCUCGUCUCUGACGGACGUGGACUACCUUCGCGGUAGCAUCAACCGGGAUGGUCUAUCACAGCGUGGGUACUUGAACAAAUUGCGAGUAGUCAGUACAGAUAUACAUACUCGAAGGUCCAGCGUAGACUCUUAUUAUGACAUGUUCGAUGACAGAGUAGGACGACAGAGUUCGCACCUGCCAUGUCUGCCCGAUUUCUCAAUUAUCGGAUCCCCGAACAACUCUCUGGCUGAUAGCAUAUGGCUGGGUCUCCAACAAUUAGGGAUUUAUACGGUAACUGAGAUCCAGGAACCCAUUCAUGCCACAUCCUGCCCUCCUCCAUCGACUGAAAUUACGGAGUCUUCGGUACAGGGUACUCUGGACGAAUGCCUCCUUUCCGCCAGAGCUCAACCUCUUCCCCGUAACACUCUAUCGCCAGAAAUUAAGCCUUUCAUGCCAUCUUCACUGCCUAGGUCUUCACUUUCUGGGAGUCAGGAGUCCCUGAUAGCCACAUCGUACCCUUCUCCAUCAACUGAAAGCAUGCCGGAGGGGCUUUCAUCACCGCGUAGUCUGCAAGAACAGUCCCCUCCAGCAAGAAAAGGCCACCCUCUUCCCCGGAACUCUUUCUCACGAGCGAUGGGACUUUUCAUGCCAUCAACACCCUCCCUCUGUUCAUCGGACGCUGACACGAGCCAAAAUGCUAGCCCGGAAGAUAACAACAGCGAUAUUGACACGCUUCCAAGCCCACGACCUCGUCUCCCUUCGUUUGGUUGGACCCAACACCGCGGCCAUUGGCUGAAGAAUCGCUGGCUGUCGCAGACAGCCUCUCUACCACUCACUCCAGAUCUACCAGAGUCACAGGUUAUGAUCCCAAACCACCAAGGCCAGUCAGCCAGUGUCUCUGCAUCCGGUGAUUCGGAUGAGACGCAGAUGCAGAGCUCACGUGGUCGGUCUCGUGAAGCGUCUAGCGAUGAGUACAACAGCUCAAUUCAGUCGCCUCGCUUAUCAUUCAUGUCCGAGAAUAUUCGUUGCCGGCAGUCUGGCAGUUUCUUAAGCUUUAUACCUUUUCUUCCGCUGACUUUGGCCACAGGUACGGUUGCGUAA
Molecule: messenger RNA, 1308 nt
Organism: Penicillium odoratum
Lineage: Eukaryota; Fungi; Ascomycota; Eurotiomycetes; Eurotiales; Aspergillaceae
Exons: 1
Coding region: 1-1308 (435 amino acids)
Source: RefSeq, a predicted model, not a curated record